This is a messenger RNA of Agelaius phoeniceus (red-winged blackbird), 1223 nucleotides long. It is a transcript of the gene SAR1A, whose product is annotated as secretion associated Ras related GTPase 1A. Gene Ontology annotation, molecular function: GTPase activity; GTP binding. The record is from RefSeq and is a predicted model, not a curated record. NCBI's taxonomy places the organism in Eukaryota, Metazoa, Chordata, Aves, Passeriformes, Icteridae. Gene Ontology annotation, biological process: intracellular protein transport.
GGCGGCGGCCGCGGACGGGACUCGGUGGCGGCGGCGGCCCGGGGGCAGCCGGGGGCAUUUUGUUUCCAGAGAUGUCUUUCAUCUUCGAAUGGCUCUACAACGGCUUCAGCAGCGUCUUGCAGUUCCUAGGUUUGUACAAGAAGUCUGGAAAGCUGGUGUUCCUGGGCUUGGAUAAUGCAGGGAAAACCACUCUGCUGCACAUGCUCAAAGAUGACAGGCUGGGUCAGCACGUCCCCACGCUACAUCCCACAUCAGAGGAGCUGACGAUUGCUGGAAUGACCUUCACGACUUUUGAUCUGGGUGGACAUGAACAAGCUCGCCGGGUGUGGAAGAACUACCUGCCUGCCAUCAAUGGGAUUGUCUUCCUGGUGGACUGUGCAGAUCACUCACGGCUUAUGGAAUCCAAAGUUGAGCUUAAUGCGUUGAUGACAGACGAGACAAUAUCCAAUGUGCCAAUCCUUAUCCUGGGAAACAAAAUCGACAGACCAGAGGCCAUCAGCGAGGAGAAACUGCGGGAGAUCUUCGGGCUCUACGGACAGACCACAGGGAAGGGAAACGUGCCACUGAAGGAGCUGAACGCGCGCCCCAUGGAGGUGUUCAUGUGCAGCGUGCUCAAGAGGCAAGGCUACGGCGAGGGCUUCCGCUGGCUAUCGCAGUACAUUGACUGACGCCGGCACGGACACGAGAGUCUCGCUCCUCUGGACUGAUCCUGUUCACUUCAGCUUCCUAUGGACUUUUCUAUUAGAACAUGGAAGGCUUUCCUGGCGUUGUCCAAGAGACUCCUGGUUUCCAGCUGCCCCUAUGGCACAGUGGUGACACCGCUCUUUUCCGCGCGGCGGGGAGGCAGCGCCGUCCCUGGCUUGUCCCUGCCACUGGGGUGACAGCGGGGCUGCUCCAGCCUGGGAAGGCAAAACUCUGCACGCUGCAGUGUAACAGCUGAAAAAGAGAGCACGUCUCACCACUGUGGUUAAUUGACUUCAAAAACAAACAAACAAACAAAAAAGCAGAAAAGGAAAAAAGCAAUUAUAUUUUUUAAAGAAAGUGUUAAUGUAAAUGGCGUCCCUUCUAACUUUUUAGUUUAACGUUCAUCUUGUUUAGUCCAGAGUCUGGUUUAGGGUUUUUUAAAAAUAUAUUUAACGGUAUUUAGGUAUUUCACAAAUUACUGAAGCAAGGUAUCACGAUAUUAGAAGUCCUCAAUAAACAUAGCAUUUGGGCUUAACUGA